UUGACGCCUGUUGCUGUUGUUGUUAUCAUUCGUGUUGUGUUUGCUGGUGUGUUUUACGUCUACAUCUUUUAUGCAACAACAGCAAAAACAACAACAGCAACCAGAGCAGCAACACCAACAACAACGAUUGCUGUUAAUUUGCGUAAAUCACACUCAACACCGGCUCUCAAAUUCGUUGGCAACACCAACAACAGCAACAUUGCUAUUGAAUACGACAGCAGCCACAAAUUUAAAACUCAUAUUGAGUCUGCAAUGGAGGCCAGCAACAUUGCCGUUGCACACUUGAAGCGACAGCAACACCAACAACAGCAACAGCAACACAAUCAUCACUCGCCGCAACACGAGCAGUUGCAACGCAUCAAUGGCAACGAUAGCAACAAAUGCAAUACAAUAAUAGAUGCAACAAAGCCCGCAACGCCGGAAUCACUGCGAUUUGGUUGUACACAUUACAAACGACGCGCCAUGUUCGUGACGCCAUGCUGCAACAAGUUCUACAAGUGUCGUUUCUGCCACGAUGAGAAUGAAUCGCACCACUUUGAUCGUAAAACUCUCACAGAACUCAUCUGCUCCGAGUGCAACACGCGGCAGAAGGUGCAGGAACAAUGCGAAAAUUGUGGAGUACGCUUCGGCAAAUACACUUGCCUCAUUUGCAAUCUGUUCGAUGAUGCGGAUAAGCAGCAGUAUCAUUGUCAUGGUUGUGGCAUCUGCCGAAUUGGUGGUGCACAUAAUUUCUUUCACUGCGAAGUCUGCAAUAUGUGUCUGCCGAUACAGUUAAAGAUAGACGGACAUAGAUGUGUGGAAAAUAUUUCACGAUCACAUUGUCCGGUUUGUUUGGGAGACAUCCACACAUCACGUAUUCCAUGCCACAUUCCGGACUGUGGCCAUUUGUUGCACAAAAUGUGCUUCGAUCAGCUGCUUGCCUCGGGUCAUUAUACCUGUCCCACCUGUCAGACGUCGCUUAUUGACAUGACGGCGCUAUGGGAAUAUCUGGAUGCUCAGGCAUUACGCAUGCCCGUGCCACUCAAGUAUGAGAAUCAGCGUGUGCAUAUAUUCUGCAAUGAUUGUCACAAGACUUCUAAAACCAAAUUCCAUUUUAUCGGACUCAAGUGUGUGCAUUGUGGCGCCUAUAAUACCACACAGGAUGUGAAGCGUCGCCUUUCCCUAGUCGAUGAACCAACGACCGCCUGACAGUCACUUCACCACCUCCACAACCAGAACAACAGCAACAGGAAAUCUCUUGCCAUGCUCCACAUUUGAAGAAACUAAAUUUCUAAAAACUGAAAUCGAAACGCAUUGAAUUUAGACCAAAUUCGAGCUGGUAUCGAAUAUAAACAUAUUAAAGCAUUAAACAAAUUCAUAAAUACACACUUACAUACACAUAUCUAUAGUUUGUAAAGAUCAAUUGGUGCUCAAUUGGUUUUUUGUAGAAACAAAUUUACCACAAAUUCUAUGUAGAACAAAUGUCACAUUUCCACUCGAAUUUUAUUAGAUUUGCCUGUAUAACAACUCGAAUUUCAAUUUUCACUUAAAAUUGUCUCUCAGCUCAAUCCAACAAUCUCAAAUCUCAGCAUUUUGUAAAAAAUAUUAGAAGUUUCUGUAUUAUAUUGAUGAUUAAGUUUGACAAUAAAUACCACAAACAAAA
This is a messenger RNA of Drosophila innubila, 1642 nucleotides long. It is a transcript of the gene Rchy1, whose product is annotated as RING finger and CHY zinc finger domain-containing protein 1. The transcript is spliced from 6 exons. Bases 253 to 1188 code for a protein of 311 amino acids. Lineage: Eukaryota; Metazoa; Arthropoda; Insecta; Diptera; Drosophilidae. Gene Ontology annotation, cellular component: nucleus. The record is from RefSeq and is a predicted model, not a curated record. Gene Ontology annotation, molecular function: ubiquitin protein ligase activity; zinc ion binding. Gene Ontology annotation, biological process: ubiquitin-dependent protein catabolic process; protein ubiquitination.